Molecule: messenger RNA, 441 nt
Organism: Neurospora hispaniola
Lineage: Eukaryota; Fungi; Ascomycota; Sordariomycetes; Sordariales; Sordariaceae
Product: telomere capping, CST complex subunit-domain-containing protein
Exons: 3
Coding region: 1-441 (146 amino acids)
Biological process (GO): telomere capping
Cellular component (GO): CST complex
Molecular function (GO): single-stranded telomeric DNA binding
Source: RefSeq, a predicted model, not a curated record
AUGUCCAAUGGUCCUCUUCCAUCUCAGCUAUGUUUGCUACCAGACUUAGCGUUGAAGAAGGAAGGCGACAAAGUUCGGUUUUGGGGUUGUGUGACUUCUUACUCUACGGUGGCUGGUGUUUUGACGCUACAGCAUCACCACCAGGCCCAGGACUCUCGGUGCGUCGUCGCCUUGGUGGACGUAACGUUGGCUUUACGGACCCUCAAGUCGGACCAGCUCCAAACUCAGCCAGCAAGAACGGACAAUGACGGUGUUAGGGGAGCAUGUUUCUCCACUUUGGACCUCUCGGGAAACAAAGCAUACGUUCAUGCUUUGAGGCUCAGCGAGAAAGAGUGCAAACCACCAUUGCCUGUCAAAGCCGUUGGGAUAGUCGCCUUGCUUUUCACCUUCCGGGUAACAUCCGUGCCUGAUAUCGGGAGCAGCCAAGCGGAUCAGUUCUAG